CCUGAAAGAAAAUGAGUUUGAGACCCCUGGUCCACAUUGUUUGUCCUAAAUUAGUAGCACCUCCAUAACCUUGGUCUUCAGUGCACACACACCCUCAGUGUCUGUGACAGGGGUCCCUCUCUCAAUCCCAGAUGCAUCUGUUGUUGUAGGGCAGGGGUCUCCUAACCUGGUCCUCCAGAGCUACUAUCCUACAUGUUUUAGAUGUAGCUCUCUUCCACCACACCUGAUUCAAAUGAUAAGCUGAUCAUCAGGCUCUGCAGAAGCCUGAGAACGACCAUCAGGUUUGCUGGAAGAACAUAUUUGAAGAGAACACCCUGAACUGUCUUGUCUGUUUGGUUUACAGUCAUGUUUAUCCUCUUGUACUAUUCAGUUGAUCUUUGUACUAUUCGCUGUUGUAAGAACGAGCCACUCUGCUUCACAGAACUUACUGCACUUAUACAAGAGGGUAAACAUUACUGUAAACCAGACCGACAAGACAGUUCAGGAUCUUCCCUUCAAAUAUGUUUCUUUGACUUACGCUGUGUAUAUAUAAGUGAAAGCAAUUAUUUAAAUUAAAAUACUGGUGGGAGAUAUGAUGUCAACAGAGACAAGUUGUAAAAGAGUGUGCACCAAUAAUGAAGUUUUAACCCUCAAACAGACCUACAACUAUUUUUAUGGGUGACUUUCAAAUGAUUUUUUUCUCUACAAACUACGUGAUCUUUUGCUUUUUACAUUUUUUGGUGAGAAGCAACAAUUUUAGUACAUUAAAUUUACUGUUAUUCUUAAAAGCUCAAAGUAAAUUGAAUGUUCGCUAUAUUAAACUAGAAAAAACUGAAGAAAAAAUUACUUUUUCAGCAAAACAUAUCAUGGAUCAAAAAUGAAAACACAUGCUUCAGCAACCUCCAUUUGUCAAAUUACAUGGAUAUUAUCGGUGAAUCAUUGUUACAGAACAUAACGGUGUUUCCAUGUUCACUACAGUUUCUAAAUGUCCAAGUAGACACAUCUGAUAUUGCUGAAAAGCUGAGAAACUGCAUUUUCCCUGGAUUAUUUAAAUAUAUUAAGAGAAUUACAGGUUCAAAAGUUAAAAUUUACAUUUUAGAUCAAUAGAUGCUCUUAGUUGGUGCUCAUUUAGGUCUUAAUUCAAGGGUUACAACAUAAAUAUAUAAACAUAAUCACAGUUACCCUUGUGUUUUUUCAGUGCUAUACAGUUGUACCUUAUGCUGCAGCCAGAAAUUCCCACUAAUCAUUCGUCAUGAAGGUCAGAGCUUUGAAACAAAGGAUGAUGAGCAUUUUCUGUUCAAAGUAUGGCAUCAGCUUCCUCAUACUGGUUGGGUUUAUCAUCAGCGUCAGCAUCCUGCUACAUGACAUGGAUCUCCCUGGGUUUCCUGCCGUAAAAACAGCCACCCCAGGAGGUAAAUCACCUCCUGACCUCCAAUCUAACUUCUGCAGCUUCCAACCAUAUUCUGAGGAGGAAUCUCUGGAGAAAGCAGUGGAAGAACGGCACCUUCUCAACUCAGUUACUUGGCCUGAAACUCCUCUGAUUCCAGUUAAUUUUACCCUAAAGCAGACCAGUGAUCCUGCCCACAGCACUUUCACAAUUCUUCCAGGAGGAGGGGAGUGGCGCGUAGGGGAUCACCUGAAGAUUAUCAUUCAAGUGAAGGAUUUUGAAGGCCAUCCAAAGACGUCUGGGGGAGACUUCAUAGUGGCUAGGUUGCACAACCCAAAGCUUGGUGCAGGUGUGGCUGGGCAGGUGGUGGACCUCCUCAAUGGAUCGUACUCUGCUGUGUUCCCUCUACUCUGGAAUGGAAGUGCAGAAGUUGAGGUGACACUGGUUCACUCCAGUGAGGCUGUCACAGUCCUGCGUAGGCUGAACAGAGAGCAGCCAGACAGGAUUUAUUUCCAAAGCGUCUUCCGUUCAGGCUCAGUGUCUGAAACCACAACCUGCAACAUCUGCCUGAGACCAAACAAGCAGCCCAUAUGCAACUACACCGACCUCCACACAGGGGAGCCAUGGUUCUGCUUCAAGCCAAAAAAGCUGAGCUGUGAUGCCAGGAUCAGCCAUUUCAGCGGUAUAUUCAAGGAAAACCUCAGGAAAAAUGAGAAAGAGCUAUUUAAGAGUCAUGUCAACAUGAAAGUCUCCAUUCCAGCUCUAGGUUCUCCCAGUGUCCUGGUAUUGCCAAAAAAGGAAGGUUACAAUGAGAAGAACAACAGUGUUGUAUCACCUGGACCAACUGGCUACUACUACCAGAAUGUGUGGCGUGCUCUAGGUGGCACCACAGUCCACCAGUUCAACAGCUCCUCUGCCAUUACUGAAUGUCUGAAAGGCAAAGUGAUCCACUUGUAUGGAGACUCCACCAUCAGGCAGUGGUUUGACCAUCUCAGGGAUGCACUUCCAGAUCUGAAGGAGUUUAACUUACACAGUUUAAAGCAGCCUGGACCUUUCAUGGCCUUAGAUUAUCCAAACAACAUCAUGGUGACGUUCCGCUGUCAUGGGCCCCCUAUUCGUAUUCUUAAUGUACAAACCAGUCAGCUGCAUUACAUUGCUAAUGAGCUAGAUAAUGUGGUUGGAGGAAGUAAUACUGUUAUAGUUAUUGGCAUCUGGGCUCAUUUUGGCAAUUUUCCUAUUGAUAUUUACAUCCGGCGGCUGCAGACCAUCCGCAGAGCAGUGAUGCACCUGCUGGACAGAGCUCCAGGUACACUGGUCAUCAUCCGCACUGCAAACCUCAAAGAUCUGACACUUCUAGGGAGUUUCUCCAACAGUGACUGGUACUCACUGCAGCAGGACAAGGUGCUCAGGGCAGUAUUCAAAGGAAUCAAUGUCCACCUGGUGGACGCCUGGGAGAUGACCCUGGCCCACCAUCUGCCCCACAACCUCCACCCACAACCUCCUAUUAUAAAAAACAUGAUUAAUGUCGUCUUGUCCUAUAUAUGUCCUAAAAGAGGUGGUUAGAUGUGUUUUCCAGACAGGAGCAUUUAAGAUUGGAGCACAUAAGCAGAGUUUACAUCUUCUGAUGCAUUUUGAUGCAGCAGUCAAAAUGCAAUCACUGCAUGUUUAUAAUCUAUUUUCAACCACAGUUUAAUAAGCAUAGGGAUUUUUUUUGUUUGUUUGUUUGUUUGUUUUUUAAGUAUGAAAUUGACUAAGAGUCAUACUGACUUGGAUAAAAAGUGCAACGUGUUUACUGUAGUUUAACAUUAUAUAGUAUAUCUGAAAUGUAAUUAUUUAAGCACUACUGUAACUGGACAUUUUUACUUCCAAAAAAUCUGUCAGUUCAGAUUAAUGUAUAAGAUGAAUAGAUUUUAUAUUUUCUAUGUCAGGGUAAACAAUAAUGACAAGUCUCUGCAAACUUUGAACAUGUGAACGUUAAGGAAAUCAAAUCACAAAAGUGAUUUACUGUGGUGGAAAAAAGUUUUUGGACACCCCAUGCAUUUGUGAUAUAUUACAUUAAGAAUAACUCAAGUCUGAUAAGUACUGUUCCAUUUUCCAAACUCACAUGCUCCCCUCUGUACUUAUAUGGUUCUAUUGGGGUCAAAACCCAAUGUUUUAGCAAGAUAAUGAAACACAUCCAGGACAUGACAUGUUGAAACUGUCAAGAAUUUAGUUUUGUUAUUUUUUAUUGUUAACAACAAACACAAUAAUUUGCAUUUGUUUGUGUCUGUCUGAU
Messenger RNA from Sphaeramia orbicularis (orbiculate cardinalfish), 3641 nucleotides. RefSeq names its product NXPE family member 3-like. The transcript has 6 exons. The coding region runs from base 1232 to 2929 and encodes 565 amino acids. NCBI's taxonomy places the organism in Eukaryota, Metazoa, Chordata, Actinopteri, Kurtiformes, Apogonidae. The record is from RefSeq and is a predicted model, not a curated record.